AUGUCGUCCUCUCAGCGGUCACGUUCUGCACCAUCAGGAGACAGACGGCCUGCCAGUGAAUCUGACAACGUGCAAUCGCCUGGACUACUGACACCUACGCGAUGGCACACUUCUCGUGGACGGCAACCUCAGCACCGCGACGAAUCUCCACGCCCUUCUCGCGAAGCAGGCAAGGCAACAACGCAAGGGCCUGCUUCUGUCACGAACUCGAACUCGUCAGUAGUUACAAGUGAGGCAGGGCAGGACUCAGAGCAUACGGCAGCUACGCAUAGCUCUAGUGGAUCUGGUGGGAAGAGCCCCUGGUUAAGGAAAACCUUACUGACUCUUGAUGGAGGGGGAGUCAGAGGCUUUUCCAGCUUGUUAAUACUGAGGGCCCUCAUGAUGGAAAUAGCCACUCUGGAACAAGCCGAGUCGCAAGCUCACAACAGCGUACAUCCGUUGCAGCCUCGACUGCGCAGACCUGUUCGCAUGCAGCAGAAUCGGACAGAUACACUGAGAAAAGACGAAAGCCCGGAGCAGAAGCAAGGCCCCGUAUUCGGACCCGCAAAUACCUCGUCUCUUUUCCUUCCAGCCCAUUAUUUUGACUAUAUAGCAGGCACUUCAACCGGAGGGCUCAUUGCGAUUAUGCUCGGUCGUCUCCACAUGACUGUGGAUGAGUGUCUCGAUGCAUAUGAAAACCUGGCAGACCACGUUUUUGGCCAUCCACGACAAUUUCAUAUUCGGAAGCCUCCAUGGAUUCCCCAGGAUAAGUACGACCACCUGCGUCUUGAGAAGGUCAUCAAAGAUAUUGUCAAACAGCGCAGCCCAAAAGGCCAUAACAGUACCGAAUUCCGCCAACCUAACGAGGACAUGUGCCGUACGAUCGUCAUAGCCUGGCAGAAGCUGAACGUUACUGGUACCCGCAUACCACACCUGUUCCGUUCAUAUCACCACCCGAAGAGUACCCCGGACGAUAUAUUAGAACGGAAUCCUGGAAGACCAGACAAUUAUCAAAUCUGGCAAGUCGGCCGCGCAACAUCAGCUGCUCCUUUUUACUUCAAGACCGUAAGGUUGGAAGAGGAGGACGAAAAAUCUGAGUACGUCGAUGGUGGUUUUGGGGCAAAUAAUCCUACAGAAGAAGCCUACAGGUCGGUGAAACAAUUGAGCAACAACAAUCCGCGAACGGUACAGAUCCUGGUCAGCAUCGGUACGGGCAAGAAUCUUGAGGCGGACCCGAAUCCUUCGGCUGGUUACAGGCUCUAUAUGGCCUACGCUAACACAGCAGCCAAAUGGGCCACCCAGUCUGAAGCAACUCAUCAUACAAUCUUAGAUGCCACAAGGACCUUUGCCGAGUAUUUCCGUCUCAAUGUGGAACACGGCAUCGGCAAAAUGAAGCUCGACGCAUGGAAAGGUAAAAAAGGGUGCGAGACUCUGGAGCUGAUCCGGACUAAGACCCAGGAAUACCUUGAUUCCCCAGACGGCCAACAGCAGAUAUCUCAUUCUGCGAGGCAGCUGGUCAACGUCCGAAAGGCUCGAAGCAGCCCGGAGUAUAUAGACCGAUGGGAGAGGUUCUGUCACGGUGUUGAAUACGCCUGUUGUGUGCCUACUUGUCUUGACGGCAGAGAUAAGAGGUACGAAGACCGGCAGGCACUUCGACGCCACGUCCAGGAAUCCCAUGCUUCCGAGUGCAAUAGGCUCGAAUUUUGGCUGAACGACGGCAAGCGAUUUCCAGAGGAGACAACAUCGUGA
This is a messenger RNA of Letharia columbiana, 1728 nucleotides long. RefSeq lists its product as uncharacterized. The transcript has 5 exons. The coding region runs from base 1 to 1728 and encodes 575 amino acids. Gene Ontology annotation, cellular component: membrane. NCBI's taxonomy places the organism in Eukaryota, Fungi, Ascomycota, Lecanoromycetes, Lecanorales, Parmeliaceae. The record is from RefSeq and is a predicted model, not a curated record. Gene Ontology annotation, biological process: arachidonate metabolic process.